This is a messenger RNA of Aspergillus luchuensis, 2382 nucleotides long. RefSeq names its product MRX complex nuclease subunit (gene MRE11). Gene Ontology annotation, molecular function: DNA endonuclease activity; 3'-5'-DNA exonuclease activity; manganese ion binding. Gene Ontology annotation, cellular component: nucleus; Mre11 complex. Bases 1 to 2382 code for a protein of 793 amino acids. The record is from RefSeq and is a predicted model, not a curated record. Lineage: Eukaryota; Fungi; Ascomycota; Eurotiomycetes; Eurotiales; Aspergillaceae. Gene Ontology annotation, biological process: telomere maintenance; double-strand break repair via homologous recombination; mitotic G2 DNA damage checkpoint signaling. The transcript is spliced from 2 exons.
AUGCCCAGAUUAGAUGACUCGGAAACGAUCCGCAUUCUCGUCUCAACAGACAACCAUGUCGGAUACAAUGAACGGGAUCCCAUCCGUGGCGAUGACAGCUGGAAAAGCUUUCAUGAGGUGAUGUGUCUGGCCAAGGAGCAAGAUGUAGACAUGGUGCUCCUGGCAGGCGAUCUUUUCCACGAGAACAAGCCAUCGCGCAAGUCGAUGUACCAAGUCAUGCGCUCCAUUCGCAUGAACUGUCUCGGCGAUAAGCCUUGCGAACUGGAGAUGCUGAGUGAUGCGAGCGAAAACUUUCAGGGUGCUUUCAACCACGUAAACUACGAGGAUCUGGAUAUCAACGUGGCUAUCCCCAUUUUCUCAAUCCACGGCAACCACGAUGAUCCGUCCGGAGAGGGACAUCUGGCUGCAUUGGACCUGCUUCAGGUGUCUGGGUUAAUCAACUACUAUGGGCGGACCCCCGAGUCGGACAAUAUCCAAAUUAAGCCGGUUUUGCUUCAGAAAGGGCGCACGAAACUUGCUCUUUACGGUAUGAGCAACGUCCGCGAUGAACGUCUAUUCCGCACAUUUCGAGACGGCAAGGUCAAGUUUUACCAGCCCUCGAUCCAGAAAGACGACUGGUUCAACUUAAUGUCCGUCCAUCAGAACCAUUACGCACAUACCGAGACAGGCUACCUACCCGAGAAUUUCCUCCCCGAAUUCCUAGACCUCGUCAUCUGGGGCCACGAACACGAGUGUCUGAUCAACCCGCGACUGAACCCCGAGACCAAGUUUCAUGUCAUGCAGCCCGGUUCAUCAGUGGCGACAUCCCUGGUGCCUGGCGAGUCAGUGGCCAAACAUGUAGCCAUUCUCAGCAUCACGGGCCGGGAGUUCAAAUGCGAGCCCAUCCGCCUCAAGUCCGUCCGCCCGUUCGCCAUGCGCGAAAUCAUCCUCUCCGAAGAGAAAGGCGCGCAAAAGCUUGCCCGCAAGGACAACAACCGCACGGAAGUAACCCGUCUUCUUAUGGAAAUCGUCGAAGAACUCAUCGAAGAAGCGAAAACGGAAUGGCUAGAAAUGCAAGACGACACCGCAGAAGACGAAGAGCUAGAAAUCCCAUUGCCACUAGUACGACUGCGCGUCGAAACAUCAACCCCGGAAGGAGGCAGUUAUGACUGCGAAAACCCACAGCGAUUCUCCAACCGCUUCGUAGGCAAAGUCGCCAACGUGAACGACGUCGUCCAAUUCUACCGCAAGAAGAAAAACACCAACAGCACGCGCAAACCGGGAGAAACCGAUCUCGACGAGACAGCAGUCUCACAUCUCUCCACCCUCGACACCGUCAAAGUCGAACAAUUAGUGCGCGACUUCCUCUCCGCACAAUCUCUCACCAUCCUCCCACAAAACUCCUUCGGUGACGCAGUCGCCCAAUUCAUCGACAAAGACGACAAGCACGCAUUGGAAAUGUUCGUCAACGAGUCCCUUGAAAGCCAAAUGAAGCACCUACUAGCCCUAGAUCGCGACAACGAUCUAGAGGAGGAAGAAGAAGUAGCAGAAAGCUCGUUACAAAAAGCCAUGGAGAGAUAUCGCACGCAAAUGGAAGACAUGUUCUCCCGCGGCAUCAAGAAACGCACCCGCGGCAAGAAGCGCUUCAAGCCCAAGCCCGACGGUUGGGACACCGAAUUCGACGGUGUCUGGGAGGACCAGCCCGGCGCUCUUAUCCACUCCGACAAUGAGGAUGGAGACCCCAACGAAGACGUAGCCGGCGAGGAUGGCGCCGAAGCACCCACCACAUCACGAACAACAUCAUCCACCCGCGGCCGCGGCCGAGGCCGUGGCGGCAGAGCCACCACCACCACCGCUACCGCUACAACUCGCAAAACCGCCACCACAAAAGCAGCACCUACUACUGCUUCCAAGAAAACCACCACAUCAUCUGCAUCUACCAAGACCCGCAAACGCCGCCCCGUCUCCUCCGACGAAGAAGACGAACAAGAAGACGUCAUAAUGCUCGACGACGACGAUGACGACGACGACAACGCAGCCGCCAACAUCGACGAGGAUGAGGAGGACGACGACGACGAAGACUCCCUCUUCGUAAAACAACCCGCCAAACCAGCCACCACUAGAUCCCGCAGAACAACAAAAACAACCAGCACGAGCCAACGCCGCAAAGCCCCAUCUCCAGCGCCUUCAUCCAAUACAAUUGGAGGAACGGCACAAGCUACGCGCAAAACUCGGGGCAAGCAAGCAACCCAGACGACGCUGAAUUUCGUGGGAUCGCAAAGCAGUGUGCGUGGGACGGCGGGGUCAGGGAGAUCGACGAGGGCGACGAGGGCGGCGAGUGAGGAUAUUGAGGAUGAUAGUGAUGCGUUUGAGCCGAUGGCGAGUAGUGCGAGGCGGAGAUAG